AUGGGGGCGUUAGCCGCCAUUGCCAUCUCCAUUGCUGGAAUUAUUGCGACUGUGGUGGUGGCUGGAAAAAAGACCAUCACGGGAGAAGCUAAUGGACUUGGAGCUGCCGGAAAAGAGUUUGCAAAGUUUGCAAAAGCUGCACUGCCAAUCCUGGUACUAUUUUAAAUAUGUUAAGUACAACCUAGGUUGGGGAACCAAGGGUCUUGCCUUCCUCGCCCAGAAUUUGUGGAUCGUGGUGAUCGUAAUUGCCGGAGCUAUAUUCAGGUAUUUGCAAAAUAGACGUAAAAAAAUAUCUUUUUGUACUAUAAAUAAAACAUAAUGAACCGAACGGCUGAACUCAUGCCUGAUUUCCAACGUAUGAACAAGGCAGAAACAGUGCCGUACCCAGAACGAUAAUUGGGGGGCACAUAUUCAUAUAUUCGUGUUCGCAUUAAUUUUGCUUUUGAGAAUCAAUAGUUUUUAUAGUAUGUAUACGAAUAUAUGAAUAUGGCCUUUAAUUAUCAUUCUGGCUACGGGACUGGGCAGAAAUUACCGGCUUAUCGUUAUGUUGUUUAAGAACAAGACAAAGACAGACAGUGAAGAAUAUGUUUACACCAACAUCGAAAAGGUUAGGGUAACCGUGGAAGGCGUACCAAACGCUGUCUACAGUCAAGCUAUUCCGAAAACAAGACUGUACGAAGAGGCAAGACGAUUGUUCGGCACUGAUGAAAUCAGUCUACAUCUGCGAACGUCGUAUGUCACAUGUUCGUUCUUUCUGACGGUGUCACCGGAAUUGCAAACGGACAACUCGCUGGAGUACAGUACUAAAAUAAUAAAAAAUAUUUAG
This is a messenger RNA of Paramuricea clavata, 826 nucleotides long. Lineage: Eukaryota; Metazoa; Cnidaria; Anthozoa; Malacalcyonacea; Plexauridae. The record is from the annotation of a GenBank genome assembly.